Tetrahymena thermophila SB210 is the source of this 3099-nucleotide messenger RNA. RefSeq names its product DNA repair helicase (Rad3). The transcript is spliced from 3 exons. Gene Ontology annotation, cellular component: nucleus. Lineage: Eukaryota; Ciliophora; Oligohymenophorea; Hymenostomatida; Tetrahymenidae. Gene Ontology annotation, molecular function: ATP binding; hydrolase activity, acting on acid anhydrides, in phosphorus-containing anhydrides; DNA polymerase binding. The record is from RefSeq and is a predicted model, not a curated record. Gene Ontology annotation, biological process: negative regulation of t-circle formation; telomeric loop disassembly; negative regulation of DNA recombination.
AUGAAUCCAAACUAUCCUUCAAUUAAAGUUAAGUAGUUAGCUUACCAAAAGAAAUUUAUCCAAAGAUAAGAUAGUUUCUCUUCCUAAACAAAUGAAAACUCUCAAUAAAGUAGUAAAAGUUUUAGAUCCAAAGAUCCUGUUUUGGAGAAUACACCUAUUCAUCUCAACAUUUUGCAUAAAGAUAAGCAUACAAAACUAAAUAUAAACAAUAUUGAAGUUUAUUUUCCUCAUAAACCUUAUGAUGUUUAAGUAGUAUACAUGGAGAGUGUCAUAAAAUGUUUAUAAGAAAGAACUCACGGUUUAUUAGAAUCUCCGACUGGUACAGGAAAAACUUUAUCUAUGCUUUGUGCGUGUUUAGGAUGGCUAUAAUAAAGGAGAGAGUAAUAAUAAGGAAUUAAAGAUAUUAUUCCAAAUAGAAUUAUUUAUUGCUCUAGAACUCAUAGUUAAAUAUAGCAGGUAGUUAAAGAAAUAAAAACAACAGCUUAUUAGCCAAAGAUAAUAGUGUAAGGUUCAAGAGAGCAGUAUUGCAUUAAGAAAGAAUUUUAAUAGUUGAAAGGAGGUCUACUAAAUACUUCAUGCUAAAAAGCAAUUAGCCAACUUAAUCCACAAACUUACUGUAGAUACUUUAAGGGAACUAUGGAUGAAAGCAGAGAUUUUUUUAAACUUAGAAUGCCAGAUAUAGAGGACUUAAGAAGUGAUGGAUAUAACAAUAAUUACUGUCCCUUUUAUCAUACCUAGAAAGUUAACAAUGCAGUAGAUGUUCUUUUUCUUCCAUAUAACUAUUUACUUGAUAGAAAUGUGAUGAAUUAAGCUAAUAUAAAUAUAAAAAACGCUGUAAUUAUAUUUGAUGAAGCUCACAAUAUACACAAAUCAGCAGAAGAAGGUUAUUCUUUGUUUUUAAACUAUUCUUCUUUGUGUGCUGCCGAAGCUGAUUUGCUAAAUCUUCUUAAGUAUAUUGAAAAUGGGUAUGUAGAUGACUAAAAUAAUUCAACUUCGCCUGCACCUUUAGGUGCUGCAAAAAGAGGAACACCUAUCAAAGAGUUAAGCGAAUUCGACACAAAAAAUUUUACUAGCUCCUCAUUUGACUGUAAGGCAAUGCUUGGGCCGAUUUAGGAAUUAAGAAAUUAUUUUAAACAAAUGGCCUUAAAAUAGAUAAGAGAAAAUUAAUAAAACUAGUAUAAUGAAUACAACUGUGAUAAUAUUUAGAUUUAGAAUGGUAAAGACAUAUUCGAAUUGAUCUAAAUCCAUACAAGAACAUCAAAAGAAUAAAUUAAUGAAAAUUCUGUUGAUAAAUACAUGAAGGCUCUUGAUAAAUAAAAAGGCACAUAAUUUGUUUCAUUUGAAAACGGAUUGAGCUAAAGUAAUUUAGCAUAAUAUAUAGACAAAGCUUAUAAAGCAAUUAAAGACUUGAGUAUAGGAGCUUCACAUCAUGGUCUAGAAACUUGGGUCAAAUUCUUAGAAGGAUUAAAAGAUUUAUGGACUAGUCACAAUGAAUUUAAUUUAAAAACGAAAAAGUCAGACAAUCCUUCAUAGUUAUGUUAAACUAAUGAUGUCAUGCAAGACUAUAAGCUUUAUUUUGAUUUAGAAGAUCCAGAAAAUCCAUAAUUAAAUCUUACUUGCCUUAAUCCCAGCUUGAAUUUCAAAAAAAUUCUUCAGUAAGAUCCUCAUUGCUUACUUUUUACCUCAGGAACAUUAAAACCAUUUAAUUUUUGGAAGACUGAGUUGCAAAUUCCAUUUAACGUAAUCCUUGAAAAUAAGCAUGUCAUAGAUUCGAAAAAGCAGCUUUUUUCUGCUGUGAUAAAAGGUAGACCUUCAAAAUCAUCUGUUAUCACAACAUAUAAGCAAACCUUUAACUUUAGCUAUGAAAAAAGAAAGGAUUAAGAUAUGAUUUUAGAUCUUGGUAAUGCUCUAGCUGAACUUUUUGAAAUUAUUCCGAAUGGUGUUUUAAUCGUUUUUCCAUCAAAUUAACUAAUGAAUUAGUGUAGAUCUUAAUGGUCAAAUUUCUUUUCUAAUCAAAAUAGCAACAAUUAAUAAUAAAAAAUAUACAAUCGCUUAUUAUCAAAGAAAUUCAUUUACUGGGAAGGAAAAACUAAUACUGAAACAAUGAGUGCUAUGUAAGAUUUUAGAUAAAAGUCAAAAACGUAAAAAGGUUCUGCAUUUUUUUGUGUAGCAAGAGGUAAAAUUACAGAAGGUAUUGACUUUGCUGAUGAAUCUGCAAGAGCAGUUAUUUUAAUAGGCUUACCAUAUCCUCCACUUAAAAAUAUCAAUAUAUAAGUAAAAAAAGACUAUUUAAAUCAAUAAAGUAAAUUAAAUUCUUAAAGAAUAAAUGGAAAUGAAUGGUAUGUGCAAGAAGCCAUCAGAGCGAUGAAUUAAUCCAUUGGAAGAGUAAUUAGGCAUAUUAACGACUGGGGAAGUGUUAUAUUUUUAGAUGAAAGAUUUGGACAAUAAGAUAUAAUAAAACACAUGCCUUCUUGGUGCUUAACACAAUAAAUUGAUUCAUUUGAUUAAGCUCUUAUAUAGUUAUCGCAAUUUUUUAGUGAGAAAAAAAUGGCCUCUAAAUAAAAAUAAGAGGAGCUAAGAAAAUAAAUUAACUUAAAGAAAAAAGAUAAUUUAGAAUUAGAAUAAGCAGAAUAAUAAUCAUUUAGUAAUACAUAAAAACCAUAACAUGGUAUUUAAGUAGUUUAAAAAAGGGCUUUUGAUUUUACUUCUGUUAAAAGCUUAUAAAAUUAAAUUUAGAAGCCUUAGAAACUUUUUAAAUAAAAUAUUUUAGUAAGCAAAGAUGAGGAAUCUCAAAAAAGUUACUAAACACUUGAAAAACCAGUCUAAAAUAUAAAAAAGAAUCCUUUUUGCUAAUCAUCUGAUGAUGAAGAAAACUAACCUGAGUAAAAAUUUUAAAUAGUUAAACCUAGUUAAUCAAUAAAAUAAGAAAAUAAUUAAAAUACUACUUCAAGCUAAUUUGAUUUUUCUAAGCCAAUAAAAAUAAAAUCUUCUUAAGAUAAAAUUAUGAUUAAAAACGUCUCUUCUAAUGUAAAUAAUUAACAAAAUGUAAUGAGUACAAAAAAUUCUAUUUACACAAAUAAAAUAUUUUUUGAAUCUUGA